Molecule: messenger RNA, 2025 nt
Organism: Rhizopus microsporus ATCC 52813
Lineage: Eukaryota; Fungi; Mucoromycota; Mucoromycetes; Mucorales; Rhizopodaceae
Exons: 1
Coding region: 344-1723 (459 amino acids)
Source: RefSeq, a predicted model, not a curated record
UGAAAAACAAGAAAUGUCCAUAAGGCGUGAAUCCCCUUAUGGUCCAUUUGUUGAGCAUGUCCUUUUACCAGCUAUUAGAAUAGGAGUAUUAGCAUUAUCCAUAUUAGCCAUUGGAUUUGGAAGUUGGUUCGAGACCAAUGAAACCAUUAAUGAUUGCACGUUUAAAAGUACUAUGUCUAUGCAUCAAGUAUUCCUUUAUAGAAAUAUCACAAGUAACUUGACUACACCUGAUUCAGUAUCAUUUGGUUUGUGGAAACAUUGUUAUAUCUAUGCUCUCAACUGUUCUUGUUCACCUACAAACCUAAGAUAUCAACCUGGUAAUAUAAGAUAGUAUGACAUAACCAUGAUAUCAUGCGCUCAGCUCUCUCUCUCUCUUUUUAUGUGUUUAGACGUCUCUACUGUUCUUCAAGUGGCCACUCAACAUAAUGCUACAGCCCCUAUAACUGCACCUACUUCAUUAAGUCGUAUCAUACCCCUUCUUUUAGCAACCGUAUUCGGAGGUAUUGCCUUCUUACUUGGACUUUAUUCCAACAAGGGAGGAAAAUACUUGUAUCGUCGAAUUGUUGUUGGAUUCGUUUUGGCUACAUCCAUACUUGUUGCUUACACGUUUGGUUCCUCUUAUCAGCAUUACUAUCAAAUGAUCAAAGAAACAUGCCAAGACACCAGCAAUAAAGUGCACUGCGCUCGACACGUUGUUCAAGCUGAAUCUAUUCUAUUUGCUGUUGCUCUCGGUCUUUUAUUUCUCAGCCUCUUGUUCUGGACUAUUGCUUCUGCGUUCUUUACAAAAAGUGCCAAUGAUAAAGUAUCUGAAAAGGAAGAAGAAACUGAGGAACUGAAGCCAGCGUUCAUGUCUCAAACUCACCAAAGAAAUUACAGCCCAACAACAUCCGAUUAUACCCCAAGCAAGACCACGACAGCUUACUCAUCCCAAGAUGAAUUAGCAGUAUGGCGUGACGUUGCGAUGUUUGAUCGAGACAAUAUAAUUUGGGAAGAGGACAAACGAAAUUUGUAUCACCAUCAAAAUGGCAGUAAAGGAUCAUCUUCUACAGACACUGCAGAGUAUUACAAAAAGCCAACCAAGAGAUACUACAGCCCUGUAGAAAAAUCAUUAUCUCCUCCACCUGCGUCUGCGGGAAAAUCCAGUAGACGAGAUUCACCAAGCAACUCUCAUGGCUAUCAUAGGCAGCAAAAGAGACGUUCAUCUAAUAAUGCAAAUUACCAACAACAACAACAGCAGCAGCAGCAUAGGAUGGGUAAACGUCAUGAUCAAAAGUAUAAUCAUCGUCAACAGUCUAGAAAGGAAAGCCAGGAUUCUACCAUGACCUUUGGUGGUUAUAAGUCAAGGAAACCCUCUCAGGGAUACUCUGACUGGGAACAGCGAUAUCAAACGUCACGGCUCAGUAUGGGUGGCGGAGGUGGCGCGAUGAAGACUCCAACGAGCAUGUCACCACAUCCUUUCCAAUACCCUACGGACGCGUCCAACGCUAGAAACUCAUUCUGCAUGACUCCUAAUUUUGAUGACCAGCCAUCUGAACCGUCUUCCAACAGUUACUUCCCUCAACAGGAGCAUCGAAAAUCAUCUACUAGUAGUCUAGGUUAUGUGCCUAUCUUGAACAUGCCACCUUCAGGAACACCAGAAUCAACGAUAGAGCAUCCACUGAACAAGAAGGUGAUCACAGAUAAGCGAAUUCAAGAAUAUCUUCAGAAUUCUCGUCCCUAUUAAUUUUGUAAUUUUAUAUUAUUAUUGUUUGUUAUUAAUCUUGUAAUUUUAUAUACACUUUAUUCAAUUAGACACUCUAACUCAUGUCUGUAUGAAUGUUUGUUUAGAGAGAGACAGGGAGAAAGGGGGAUAUAUUGAAGUUUUUGUUACACGCGCGUGUGUGUGUUUACACAAAUUAAUGCACAAGAUCAAUGGAUCGCCAUAGUCUCUCUCCUUUUCAAAUGUCAAUUGUUAUGUACGCGCCAAAUAAUAAUAAUAACGAUUUAAUACAGAUUAAACUAGCUUUUUUUAAAAUUCUAUUCUAU